Molecule: messenger RNA, 678 nt
Organism: Funneliformis mosseae
Lineage: Eukaryota; Fungi; Glomeromycota; Glomeromycetes; Glomerales; Glomeraceae
Source: the annotation of a GenBank genome assembly
AUGAGAGAAAUAUCACCAGAUUUUCUAUUAAGUGAUGUUGAAACUGCAAGUCCAACUACAUUUGUUUUAUCAGAUGAUGAAACUAUGGAUCAAAAUCAACAGAAUAACUCUUUCAUUGUAUCAUUACUCAAUAACAAUCAUACAUCAACUGCACUUUAUUCUACAGAAUCAUCGAUGAUUUUACAUUCUCCUGGAGAAAUGCGAUCAACACAAGAUUAUGAAGAAACACAACAGUUAAUUAGGGAUAUUUCAAUUGAAGCUGACUUACAUUCAAAGCAACUGGCACAAUUUCACAAUAUGUCCAAUGAAGAUAGAAUGGCAAAUGGGAUCAAUAAAGAAUCUGAUAUGGCUUCGACAUCUACAUAUGCUUUAACACAACGAUUUUCCUAUGAAUCUGUAUCAACACCUCUGGAAAUUGAUCAGGACGUGUGGAAACAAUUGCUUCACAUGCAUCUAAAGGCGACUGACCAACAGAAAUUAAGAAAAAAUUUAGUAAUUGUCACGAAACUUGGCCUCUUUGUUCAGACAGUUAUUAAAACAGUUUUAAUUGCAAUGAGAACUAAGGAUGAUACACAAAUGAUCAUUAAAAAGUGUGAUAAAGACACCAUUGACUUGGAAAUACCAACUAAACUCGGAAUAGUAAGGGUAUUACCAGUGCGAGAGCUCUUGGAUUAUUAA